ACACGCUCCCGGACUCUACAUGGGCCACCCAACAGUGCACUUUGAUGUUCCCACCGCCGCCGGGCGGCAGAUAGUUUCCGUCCGAUGUUGUGGCAGAGACGAAGAAGCGAUCGUUUCUCCUCUGCGCGGAAGCAGUCGGGACCAACUCGCCGCAGCCCGGUCCGAUCCCGGGCCAGUCAUCGUUGUCUUCGUAGAUAGGGAUGGAAAGUACUUCACGGACUAUGGUUUUCCAUCCCUGCCCAUCUCAAACAUCAACCUACUCAUGCUCAGCGUAUUGUCUUCCCUGUCAAGGCUUGAGGAGAUGCAGGUGGGAGGCACUGCAUCUGUACAAACGCUGCAGCCACCAGAUGUCCUGUCCUUGAAUGAAUUAUUCCACACUGCCUCAUUGGAGGAAUCGCCCACUUCAAUAUCCCCGUGCUCCAUGAGGGUACGGGUAUUUAGUGAUUGGGGAAUCAGAUUUUACAUCAGGACUGACCACAGCGGAUUUUAUCAUACAUAUCCGGAUGUGGGUGGGCAGUUUCCUAGCUUAACAGAGGCUUACAGUGCCAUCGAUUGCUAUCUUGGUGAUCGUCAGGAUCCAACAAUGCGCAUCGAUCCAUAUGAUCCAGAUUUGGUUUAUCGUGUGAAUGAAUCUACCCGUGAGAAGAUUAUACGCAACAUUCUGUACUGGCCUGAUGGCACAAGGAAGUUGCGGUUGCAGUCACUGCCGGUUGAUGAAAUGCGUAGUUGGAUGCUUCAGUUGGUUCGAGCUUUGGUCGACAAGUAUAACGAUGAUCACAAUCUUUUAGGGGAUCUUGCAUAUGAACUCAAAGGUGUGGUGAGCUACCAUGUGUUUAAUCAGAGUGGGAGUCGUAGGAUGUACUAUCAUAUCAAUUUCACUACAAAGACCAAAGACAACAAUGACCUAUUAUUCUUUGCUGAGACUAUGCGUGAACGAGAUUUGUUGGUGGUCAGCUGUAUCUGCAGGGUUAAUCCUUUUGACAAAGACUUGGGUUACUGCUAUCGUUGUUUAUCUGAAGUGAAGCACCCCAAGGAUGAUGCAUACGUUGGUGGUCACUCUUGCUUGCCCGGCACGUAUCAUUCUUAUGGACCAAGGGAAGAUGUGGGAGUAACUGCCGACCAACUGGAAACCGAGGAGGCCCAAGUUAGAUAUUCGUACAAGGACCCUGUCGAUCCAAGCUUCCUGGAGAAACUCAGGGCACCAACUGAAGUUAACUAUCCACCCCUGCGACCAGUCGAAGAAACCCUUGCCUUUAUUUCCUCGUUCUGUAGAUAAGAUGUCUGCAGUUUGGUGCUGCUAAGAUACAAGAAAGAGAAGGACAUGUGGUUUUGGAUGGACCUAUUUAUAACAAGCUGCACUCUGUUUUUUGAAUAAAGCGGCAAUUCCGGAUGGGAUUUGAAGUUCUCAGGGUUUGUGCGAAGUAAAUAUAUGUGCCAUUCUGUGUGCUUUCCUUAUUCUGGUUCCAGCAUUUACCUAUGCAUAGGCGAAAACUGUCUACCUAAGUAAUGAGUUUAUCAGGGAACUUCUUUACAUCCUAAUUGUUCGACACCCUUCGAUCCAGGGCAAGGGACUUGGAGUCCUUUCUGGAGGUGAUGACGGUGGAGCUCAGGUCUAGUAGUUCGGUUGCAGCAGACGUCGGCACGUUCCUGGAUGCCUUCUCCACAACCUCGCUGCCUUCGUUGUUUUCUCGUUGGCUUGCUAUAUGGUUUAGACGCUUCAAGAUGUGUUUCUGGUUUAUCAUUGGUUUGCUUGUUGACUGUUCUGUAAUUUAAAGCUGAGCCAAGACCUUAUUUAAUUAUUUAUAACAAGCUACACUCUGUUCCUGAAUAAAGAGAUGUGCAAUUCCGGAUGGCA
Molecule: messenger RNA, 1855 nt
Organism: Lolium perenne
Lineage: Eukaryota; Viridiplantae; Streptophyta; Magnoliopsida; Poales; Poaceae
Source: RefSeq, a predicted model, not a curated record